AUGCUCGUUUUCCUCAGAAUUCAAGACUCGGUUCAAAUUUGCCAGCACGUGUUCCCAAUACUCAAUCGAAUGCUUGUGCUUCGACAGAAGAGCUCCAAUCACUGUGAUGGACAAUGGAAGUCCUCGGCAAGAUUUCGCGAUUCUCUUUCCUAUUUCCUCGAAUUCGAGAUGAUGAGUUUCUUCUUCUCGAAAAACACAUUUUGUGAAAAGAUUCCAGCU
Striga asiatica is the source of this 219-nucleotide messenger RNA. Lineage: Eukaryota; Viridiplantae; Streptophyta; Magnoliopsida; Lamiales; Orobanchaceae. The record is from the annotation of a GenBank genome assembly.